Molecule: messenger RNA, 2233 nt
Organism: Astyanax mexicanus (Mexican tetra)
Lineage: Eukaryota; Metazoa; Chordata; Actinopteri; Characiformes; Acestrorhamphidae
Gene: rabgap1l2
Product: RAB GTPase activating protein 1-like 2
Exons: 8
Coding region: 374-1312 (312 amino acids)
Source: RefSeq, a predicted model, not a curated record
CUUCAGGUGUUAGAAACCAGGCUGUGAUUGGUUGAAAUGUGCAGGUGUUUGUUUUCCACCUUUGGCUCUGACUGCAUUUCUUGGGCGGAGCUGCAUUUUAUGAGACAGAAAGGGCAGGUAAACUUCUCCAACCUGCUUUAGUCGCUGUUGCUUUCAGUGAGGUUAAGACUACCUUGUCUCCAGUGCGGUUCAGUUUCUGUCCUCUACAGUGUAGUUCAAACUCUCUUCUUGCCUCAAGUGAGGUUCACAAAUUUUUGGCCCCAGUGAAGUUUAGACGCCAUCAUCAUCAGUUCAGGACAGCUGCUCUCAUUUCUCCAGUGCACAUCAUAUGUUUUGAUCUCCAGCACAGUUCAGUCUGUGAUUUGCAGUCAGGAUGAUGGAGGAGGUGUCCAUAAGUGUGGUGCUUGAUGCACAGGCCAUGGAGCAGAUGUCUGAGGAGGAAAUCUUAGCUACGCUGGUGUCAGACUCCCUUCCAAAACAUGAGUUGCCCAUUAAAAAGCCUAAACUAAAGGACUUUAAACCAGAUGAUCCUCUCCAGAGAUACCAGGCAGAGAAUCAGAAGCUUCAGGAGGCCAGUCUGCGUCUGGAGCAGGAGAACGAUGCCCUCGCUCACAGACUCGUCACAGGCAAGAUCGCUCUAAGGAAUGCAUUAGACCAGGCAGAGGACCAGGUGGAGAAACUGACCAAGGAACUUCUAAAAGCGCAGCAGGACCUGAUGGUGGCUGAGGAGGAGAGGAGGGGGAAAGAGGAGGAGGCUGCACAGAUGAAAGAGGUAUUCAGGGAAAAAAUGGAUAAGGCAGAAGCUGAAAUCAUGAGGACAAACAGCAUCAUCACCGAAUACAAGAAGAUUUGCUCUCAGCUUAAUGCCAAGCUGGAAAAGCAGCAGUCUAAAGCUGAAGAGGAGCUUCAACAGAUCAAGAGGAAGAUAAAAGAGUGUCAGCACUGCAGAAACAUCCUGGAUCUAAAAGGUUCGGCGCAGACUGACCGAGACAUCUCUCACAGCUCGGCUCAGGACAAGGAGAAGAACUCUCUCAGACAGCAGGUGCGGCAGCUGGAGAAGGAGCUCGCACAGACCAAGCUGCAGGUGGUGGAGUCACAUUGCAAGAUCCAGGAGCUGGAGCACCAGAAGGGGGAACUAGUAAAUGAGGUCCAGGCUGCUAGGAGCACCUGGCUCAGGAAGACCCUGGGCUCACUGGGGGUCUCCAACAGUAACAACAGUCUGCAGCAGUCGGUCCACAGCACUGGCUCAGGCUGGGCCAUGAUCCGGAGACUCUCCUGGACUCCUCGGGAGGGGAAAUCAGCAGGGGUGUGAUGGAAAAAAGAGAAAGGCGAGCUCUGGAAAAGAGACUGGGACACUGAUGCCACAGGGUCAGAAGACGGAGCCCUGACUAGAGGAGUGAACAGUAAAGGCAAUAAAAGAUGAGCUACAAACCAUGGAUCUCUUGAAAUUUGGUGUUACCAUUGCUUAUUAAUGGAUUAUGCUCAGAUAUAACAAGAACAGAAAGAGUUUGCUUUAUGGUGAGUGAAUUAAACCACUGAGUUUUAUUCUUAUAGUUCCAAGUCUGUUUCCUCUGCUGACCAAAGGUAAUUAAAGAUAAACUUCAUACUGGAAUAAGGAUGAGGGUUAGACUGAGAGACCGAGAGAAAUGACAGAUCAUUUUAAUAUAUUUUGCUGCUACCAUGUUUUAAAUGAGCUGAAACAUGCAAACAUUCAGAUACAGGUCGGAACAGGAUCAUAAGCAAAAGAAAAACAAGACUGACAACUGACAUGUAGAGAAGAGGUUCUCAGACCUGGCAACCAACACUUUCCAAAUAUUUGUACCUCCCCUCAGAACACACAAUUACAAACUCCUAAACCCUUUAACUUCCUCACCAAGUGUCUGUUGCACAAAGUUCUAUAAUUCCAUUCAUUAAAACAUUUACCUAACAUAUCAUACCUUCCACUAAACAUGAUCAACAUGUGUGGAGGAAUUUACGGAUAAGAACUGGAAAGGCAAACUGCUGAAAGGCCAUAUAGUAGUUUAUUAGUUUAGCAUAGCCCUCCUGAUUGGUAGAGAAGGUUCAAUCGGGAUUAGUUAUGUUCAACGCUUUCUUUAUAAACAACUGCAGUGAUUCAUCAUUCUGUAGUCCUUGUAAGCCCAUAUUUGUUGUUCAGUAUCUAAGCUGGCUUUUAAAAAAGCUUCCCUCUAUCAGAAUCUGUGAUAAAUAAAUAUGUUCAGAACCCUGUUUGUUA